Messenger RNA from Cryptosporidium ubiquitum, 1164 nucleotides. Its product is annotated as WD repeats-containing protein. The coding region runs from base 1 to 1164 and encodes 387 amino acids. The record is from RefSeq and is a predicted model, not a curated record. The transcript has a single exon. Gene Ontology annotation, molecular function: protein binding. Lineage: Eukaryota; Apicomplexa; Conoidasida; Eucoccidiorida; Cryptosporidiidae. Gene Ontology annotation, cellular component: nucleus.
AUGAAUGACUAUGAAUUUGAGCAAAGAUCUUUAAUAAUAGAAAAAGCUUUUUCAAAAACUCCAUAUGUAGGGUACAACCUAGAACCUCUAAACCAUUCGAAUAACGAUGAAAAAAAAACAUAUAUUGCAUUGUCAAACUUGAAUGGUAAAAAUUACUAUGUGGAAGUUUUAAUUUAUGAUAGUGAAAAUAACGAUUUUGAAAUUGGAUAUUUAUAUGAUCAUAUAUUUAGCCCUGUGGGAGGAGUGCAUUGGAUGCCUAGAAAUGGAAUUGGCCUUGAGGAAAAUAUACUUGGAACUGCUAGUGACAGUAUUAAACUUUUUAAAGAAGGAAAUUUGAUUUGCGAUUUAAGACUUAAUGAUUAUGAACUAAAUAAUAUGCGUUUGGAAAGUGUUUAUAACUCAUACCACACAAAAAUAACCAGCUUUUCAUUUUCAGAAUAUGUCGAAGGAGAUAUAAUUUCAUCAACACAGGAUGGUAGGUGUGUAAUUUGGGAUAUUAAUGAAUCAGAACAAAUAAAAUUGUCAGAAGGAGCCAUUUUAGAAAAUCUUUUAAGUGAGUAUAAAAAUAGAUCAGUUCUCAGCAUUUCUCAAAUGGAGAGAUUUACAAUAAUGGACGUUUGUUUUGGGUAUUCCAAAGAUAAUAUCAUUUUAGGAGUAAAUAAUGGACUUGCAAUUUCAAUGGAUUUAAGAUCACCUUUUAAGCAAUCAUCCUCGUUAUUGUCAGACUGUAUUUUAGGUUGGGAUACAAUUCCAGAGCAGAAAUUUCCACAUAUUAAAUUAUGUUGUAUUAAAAAUACAAACUAUUUUUCCAGAGGAAUUUUGUCUAAAGGAAUUGUUGAGAUUUUUGAUAUUAGAAAAACAUGUGGUCCUUUAUUAAAACUAAAUACUACUAAUUCAAACCCAAACUCCUCAGAAAAUAGUCUAGUUUCUAUUGAAAGCAAGAAUUCUGAAGAAAUACUUCUUGCUUAUAGUAAUGGAUUGAUAAAUACUUAUAAUUUUAACAAAGAAAGGCCAUCUAUUCAUUUAAAAUUUGAAACCAAUUUAUAUACUUACAGCUUUUCGUCAUUGAAUAUUUCUAAACAAGUAAAUUCUUUCCUUGGUAUUUCUAGUGUCCAAAUGCAAAAUAGCACCGGCAUAAAAAUUUCAAAAUAUGCUAAAUGUUGA